Dentiscutata erythropus is the source of this 2904-nucleotide messenger RNA. The record is from the annotation of a GenBank genome assembly. Lineage: Eukaryota; Fungi; Glomeromycota; Glomeromycetes; Diversisporales; Gigasporaceae.
AUGUGUAUAUCUUUGUUAUACUUAGUAACACAAGUAUUAACUGAUGACAUAAACGUUCUUAUUUUCAAAGAGUUAUUUCCUGAAUAUAAAGUGGUUGACAGUGCGAGUUAUGAUGAUGGAACUAUAUUAUUACGUGUCACGAGACCUAAUAGUGGUUGUAAUUCUCAAGGAGUAAAUUUAAGAUUGAUUCAUCCGAAUGGAUCAAUUUCUUCUAUUAACUUGAACGUAUCAAUACCUGAUCUAAAUUAUUGUUCGAUAACUGGAAACGCGUUCACUAAGAAACCUGAAAUCAAUAACUCAGGUACUUCAACAUCGAGUACAUUGGAUACCACUAAUAAAACUUCGGAUGCCAUAAGGAUUUAUGCAAUAAUAGAUCAAUACAUACUUGUAACUUAUUUCUGUAAGUUGCCUGACUCUUUUGAUAUUUGUGGUCUCGUGUUGACCUGGGAUUCUCGUAUUCUUAGUAACAUGAAUUUUGGGGAUAUGUGUACAGAUAGUGAAUUUGUUCGGAAUAUAAAUACAAUAGAUGGUAAUUUUUUACGAGUAUGCUAUAUCUCUGACGCUCAAAAAGUUAUUUGGACUAAAUAUUCUUCACCCGAUGUGACCACGGGUACGAUUAAUGUUAUUUCAAAUGGAACAUUGAAUAACAUCUCUCGUUUUAAUCGUGACAUCUCUAAAAUUUUUCCAACUGAAGACGGGGGAUACGCUCAAGGAACGGAUACAAAAGGGCCAUUUCAGAUAUAUACAAGAUCAAUUGAUAUUAUGUUAACCAUCAGAAUAGUUAGUUGUCACAUUUCCUAUGUUUCUCUUGGAUAUAGCUGCUUGAUACAUAUAAAUCAAGCUUCAAAUCUUAUUCUUGUUGAUGUAGACUUUUUGUCUUCUGGAUCAGUAAUGAACACUCACGAAUUUGUCAUUGAUCCAAUCAUAUCGAAUGUAUGGAGUGCACUGCCUUUGUAUUAUGGUGGAAAUUGCAUAAUAGCUACAAAUACGACUGAUGGAUCUGUUACUGGCGUCGUAUAUAGUGAUGAUGGUAAGCUUCACGGUCCGUGGGGAUUACCAAAAAAUUAUUUUUAUACUUAUUCUGUCGGCGUAUUUCCUAACAAUACGGUGUGGGCGAUUGCUACAAAUUCUGAUGGAUGGUCGGUGGUUUCUUCUUCUAAUUUAACAACAUAUAGCACAAUUCAGGGAAGUUCUGUCGGUCUUGCUAGUUAUAGGAAUGCAUUGGUUCAAACCACUUUUCCAGUAAUAAAUUCAAAAAUAUCUCCCACAAAUAUCACAACAGUUACUAUAACAUUUCUUAAUGAUGUUAAAAUGUCAGAUGGGAACAUUAGCAUAUGGGAAUUCGGUGGAUUUUUCAGUAUUCUUCGUCAAUCGUUCUCUGGAAAUCAAUCGCAAUAUGUUCAAUUAUUUAGUAACAAGACUGUAGUUGCUACGGUGUUGUCUAGUACAUUUAACAGAGAGAAUUCUACAUAUUAUAUUACGAUUGACAAUGGAUUCGUUAAAGAUGCUAAAGUUGAUCAACAACUUUUGGAUUUUUCCUUGGAGAAUAACAAGGACGAUGAUUACGCUAGUGCCAUAGUUCGAUUUACUCCGGAAGGAUCAACUUUUUACGAAAAUCUCUCAUCACAAGAUCAAUCCAAAUUUUCUAUAGAGUUUUCUAGGCAAUUAGCGAGCAUAAUCCCAUGUGAUCCGGAAAGAAUAUCUACAACUAAAAAAUAUCAAUACGAUAGAAGUGUUUCAAUAGGACAAAUCUUAUUUCGCGUAUAUAUUGGUAGACCUACAAGUUCAUCUGAAGCCAAUUCUGCUAAAAUAAUACAAGAUAUGGAUACUUUGAUUAGAAAUAAAGCCGUCACACAGAUUUCAAAAGAGUCGAAUACUUUUUAUUUAGACUCUUCCUUUGGAAGUUUCAGAGCUCGAGAACAAUCUAUAAAUAAUAUUUUUGCCAAAUGGUGGCAACAAUAUUCAAAAACUGCAUUAGUAUUUAUAUUAAUCUCUGGAUUAGAUUCAGAUAUCUUAAAUUUUAUGGCAUCAAAAGUUGCUGGAAUUACGGCAUUUAGUGCACCUUUCCUAUGGAAAACAAGAAAAAUUGUUUGUUUUUGGAAUUUGUUUAUUUUGAUUAUUGAAGAUAUAUCACAAUUUAUAAUUUUGAUUUUAUACCAACAUUAUACAGUACUACCAGAAAUUGUUCCGAUUUUAGUAUUAGCAUCAUACGAUAUUUUGUCAGAACCCACAAAUUUACACCAUGUUAAACGUGGUAUACGAACUAAUGGUGAAGAAAUUGUUGUCGAUAAUGAUGAUGAUGAAAUAAGAAAACGUGGUUCAUCACCUGAAACAGAAAUAUCUGAAAGUGUAAUGUUGGCUACUAAUUCAGUGGGUGAACCAGUAUUCUCAUUAAGAAAUCCUGAAGAAUAUAGAGGACCGGAGGUUGUACAACGUUCAUUAAAAGGCAAACUUGUUGAAGACUCUAUAAUUAAUAUUGAAGAUAGUUUAUUUGAAGACAUGAGUAGUAAUGACGCGGGUGGAAGUGGAUUAAUAGGGGAUGUAUAUGGCGGAAUAUAUGGAGAUGGUGGAAGGAAUAGUAGUUCAUCGAAACGAUUAAGUAAUAUAGGAGUUAUUGGAAAUACUGAUGAAUUAUCAUUUGAAGAAAAUGCUACAACAUUUUCGGAAUUUGAUUUAGAAGAAAAUAUAGCAGCAUUUUCAGAAUUUGAUUUUGGAGGAAUUUAUCCACAAACAGGUAUAAAUAUCGGAAUUGAAUCAGAAUUAUUGACGACAACAUCAAGUUUUACGUUUGAUACUUUUCAAAGAAGUAGAGCUUUGGAGAUGGAUAGUACAACCGUGAGAUCAUCUCAAACUAUUAAUACGCAGAUAGGGAGCAGUGAAGAUAAUCAAGAAAGAGAUGAGUAA